Molecule: messenger RNA, 3923 nt
Organism: Lytechinus pictus (painted urchin)
Lineage: Eukaryota; Metazoa; Echinodermata; Echinoidea; Temnopleuroida; Toxopneustidae
Product: INO80 complex subunit D-like
Exons: 10
Coding region: 193-3270 (1025 amino acids)
Cellular component (GO): nucleus
Source: RefSeq, a predicted model, not a curated record
GUAGAUAUGAUACACACAGAUCGGGCUGUCGUUGUAUUGUUAACAGCUGCUGCGCCCUAUAUUAUGCACAGACGAGCACGCAAACACCGCCGCCAUUUUGAAAAUUACGUCUUCGCCUAAAAUCAUUCAAUUUCUAGCCAUAAGUUUGCGGUAUUUAACCACUUUUGCUUCGCCAAUGUUGGCACUCACGUGAUGUACGAAGGCAAGCAUAUUCACUUCUCAGAAGUUGACAACAAGCCACUAUGUUCGUACAGUGCCAAGUUGUGCAAGCAGCGGCGCCUCAACGGCUAUGCUUUCUGCAUUCGCCACGUAUUGGAAGAUGUAUCGGCCCCCUUCAAGCAGUGUGAGUUUGUAGCAAAGUACAAUAGACUGCGCUGCACCAAUCCCAUUCCUGGGGAAGAGAAUAGAAAGUUUUGUAACAGCCACAUGCAGGUCUUGGGGCUGGCACCAAAGAGAGGAAAGAAAAGGAAAGGGGACCAAUCUCCAGACAGUCGGAAUGACAGCAGAAAUGACUCAUCGAAUGCAGGCAGCAAGGGAGGGAGCCAGGAGAGAGAAAAACAUAAAAAGAAAUCAAAGGACAAAAAGAAAAAGAAGAAGAAAAAGAAGAAAAAGGAGAAGCAUAAGAAAAAGGGAAACCGAUCAAUUUUAGACGAUGUGAUGUUUAACUCCAAAGGAAAUUUUGAAUUGAACGACUUAAAUUUACUGUGCAGAAGUAGGCCACCAGAUUACCCCAAUGCAGUGGUCGGUGCUGACAAUCUUACACUUCACUCCAAUUCAGUGGAAAGGGCAAUCAAGACGAAAUCAAAGAGGAGGAAAGAUGGCAGCACGCUACAUGAGAGGCUCCAAGAAAAGUUGGAGAGGAACAAGCAAAGACUGCGCCAACAGCGGGAAAAAGAAAUGCUUGCCAAAUCUAUGCAGCACACUCCAUUCAGCAACGCUGCUACCCUGGAACAUACCAAUAAUCUACUUGAUAGUGGAGUAGUACAGUACAAGAAUUCUUCAUACCUCGAUUCCCAGAAAUACCUUCCCCUGAUACCCCCGUUGGUUGAGGGUAAAGGACGCGUCCCCUCCCUUCCAUGGCCUCAGAUCCCCCAGCACCUUUCCUCACCUAGGGAGGCAUUUGUGAAACUACAACGGAAGCACCCUAAAGACCUCUUCGCUCGCAAACUAGACUCACGGGCAGUUGAUCUGCUUAGACAACGUCUUCAGCAGGAUGAAGACGAGAGAACUGAUAUAUUUCCCUUAGGUUUAGAUUUUUCAGACACAGAUGAUGAAGAGAGUGAGGAGGUCACAGACAGAAGAUGUAGAAAUACAUGUAAAGAACAAUAUAGUUUAAGUCACAUAUCCAGUACUGAUGAUACCAAUAGCCCGCUAAGUCGGCAGAGCAGAUUGAAGCAGCUGAAAAGUCACCUCCAGCGAGACAGGAGGAAGCUAGAACUGGGACUCCAGUGUGAUAAGCACACCCAGAAAGACAUCAGACGUUCUAGUAAACUCCUCUUGGAUGCUGCCAGGGAGCAUCCGUUUGGAACAGCCGUAUCUGUACUCAGGGUUCAAGAAGAGAUAUUACAAAGGCCAAAGCCUCAAGCUCCCCCGGAGAGAAUUUGCUGCAGUAAAGAAGAAAAUGAAGAUCCUUGCCAAGAAGAGGCUAUGCCCUACAGUAAACACUGCUUCAGACACAUACUUGAAGACGAAGAGCAGGUAUUGUUCUACCAGUGUGGAGCUGAAUUCCCUGGAGGAUUCCGCUGUAUUGAGCCCAGCUUUGACAUGCUCAAUGAACAGCCCCUAUGCCAGGAACAUGCCAAGAGAGUGCGAAUGGAGCCCAAGUCCAAGAGACCAAGAAAGAAGACGAAGCCUUCUGCUCUCACCAGACCUUUCAAGAAGAAAAAGAAGAGCCAACGAAGGAAGAUCAGACCACAGAAACCAAUACCUCCUCUUGAACCUCUGCAAAACUACCAGCUACCCAUCAGUACCCCUGUGAUGCCCGUGGCUACCCCUCACCCUCCACCUCAUACCCCUGCAUUCAGAAGCCCCCCUCUGCUCGGUGCUCAUGACCUGCCUGUUCAUCUCAUGGACAUGUCCGCUCUGGAGGAAGUGAUGAAUGCAGAGGGCGUGGAGUCCCCUCCGGAAGAUCUCAACUCAGAUGCAGAGGAGGAAGCUCUCUCAAGCGUUCUUCAGAACCUCAAUGACAUCUUUGAAGGAAGGAAUGGUGACUUCUUGCCUACAAGGGAGGAGGCAGAAGCCCUGGAGCGUGCUUUCUUUCAAGCAUCAGAAGACGAUGCCAAGCUUUCUCUGGAUCAGCUCUUUAACGAUGGAGAAGAAAAUAGCAACUCAUUACCAGGAGAUGUGACAGAGGCUAACAUCAACCAGGAUAGCUCAGAUGGACUCCCAAGUGAUCUUCAGUCUGCAGCGAAUAGACUUAUAGCCGACACCAUGAGGCAGAAUUCAAACGAUGGGUCUAAUCAUAAUGCAAUCAAGCCACCGUCCUCAAAUCUCACCAACCCUGUGCCUUUGAGUAAUAUGCCUGCCGCUGCACCAUCUGGCCAGGCUUUCACCCUACCUAGCACCCUGUCAGGUAUGGGAGUGUAUACAAACAGUGUUGCUCAAUUCAAUGGUCCUGUCAUCCCUCAGACACAGUCUAUGCUGACACAGAACGCCCUCAGCACCGCGGCUACGACGGAAGACAACCAUCAGGAUUCCUUGCGACACACUGUCCUCAAUGGAGUCAUCAGUGGAAAUCGUGCAAUGGUGCCCUCGUUUCCCAUCUCUCAACCUAUUAUGUCUCCGCAUGGAGGUCAGCAGGUGCCUCACCCUAUGAUGUCACCUCAGAGCCCUCAAAUCAUCACAACCACCUUGCCACAAGCUAGCCCCAAUGCUUCGUCAGGAAUGAGCCCAAGCGCUUCGGCUCCCACCCCUUCUCAGGCUGCGCAUCAGGCGGCCCUUCCCAGUUUCCGGCAGACAUGGAGCACUGUUCCCAACAUUCAGAAUGCCUUGCGCCGUACCAACACGAACAGUGUACCGACUGUGAACGGCAUCAACUCAAACGGCGGACUCCCGUACGGUGUGCACACGAGUCAGGCUAUAGGUACCCAGAAAUUGCCGAGCUUUAAUUCCGUGGUAGCAGGGAUCACCCAGAAUCAUAUACCGCAGCAGCAGAGCGGAUUUGCGCCUGGCCUCCCAUCACCUCAGCCUACCAGUGGGAUCCCUACUCCACCCUACACGGCACCCAAUAUCAAGAACAUACCUCCAAUCAUCAAACAACAAGGAACGUGACGUAUCAAGAUGCUUGUGGCCCCUUAAAUCCUAACGUCAAAGAGUAUUCAUUUUUUAGUUUGAUGAUGUUUUGUAUAUUUGUUUAUGUUGAGAUUCAUAUGUACAUUUGGAAUAUUUUACGCCCUAAAUUCUUUCUCUGAAUCCAUUUUUUGAAUAGAUUUGCAAUGCUUUAAUAUUUCUUAUUUUGUGAAGAAUGGCAGGUAUAGAUGUGAUGUAUUUUGUCCAUAGUGCUAGUGGGGAGUCAGAUAUUAGAGCUGAUUAAAUGAAUCCCAAAUGAGCCCAGUGGAUCAAACAAUAACAUAAGUCUCAUUUUGAAGGAAAAAAAUCAUAUUAAAGAAAAAAGAUAGUUGGAAUAUGAAGUACAAAAAUAAAACUUCUAUUAUUCAAGUGCUGAAAUCCAGAUUAGAAUCUGUGCCGGCAAAUCUCACAAGAUUUUUUGAGCUGUCAUAUUAUACAGUGAUUUAAUAUGCUUCCAAUAAACAGCCAUGUACAAUCAUCACAGAAUAUUUUGUCCAAUCCAACGAUGUACCAGCGAUUUAUCCUUAUCCUCUCUUAACAAAACAACUUUUGAUAAUUGUGGAAUGAUCACUUGGACCUCAACCAAACAUUUGGGAUUGUCACGUAUUCUAUUUUAUUUAAAAUCUCACUGAAUA